This is a messenger RNA of Mastomys coucha (southern multimammate mouse), 4137 nucleotides long. It is a transcript of the gene Chsy3, whose product is annotated as chondroitin sulfate synthase 3. The record is from RefSeq and is a predicted model, not a curated record. NCBI's taxonomy places the organism in Eukaryota, Metazoa, Chordata, Mammalia, Rodentia, Muridae. Gene Ontology annotation, molecular function: glucuronosyl-N-acetylgalactosaminyl-proteoglycan 4-beta-N-acetylgalactosaminyltransferase activity. The transcript is spliced from 3 exons. Gene Ontology annotation, cellular component: Golgi cisterna membrane. Bases 500 to 3154 code for a protein of 884 amino acids.
GGGGGAAAUACCGCGGCCCCGCGCUUCCCCACGCCUGGCAGCCACGACGCGGGUGGCUCCUCCUUCGGGCCGGUCCCGAGCCCGGCGGCGGGCGGGAGGGAGGCGGGGAGCGAGGGCGGAGGCUUCGGGAGGAGGAGGGACCAGGCGCGCCUGUGACAGGGUGGCAGCCGAGAAGCGGACGCGUUGCCGCCGCCGCUCCUCCUCCUGCAGCUCCUCUCGCGGCCGCCGCCGCUGCCGCCGCCGCCGCCUCCGCCUCCGCCGCUGCCGAAGUUUCACUCCCGACCCUCGGCGGGAGCCCCAGCGCGGAGCAGAGCCGCCACCUCGCCGGGAGCUGCAACGCAGCUCGGCGAGCGGAGAGCCAGCCCGCGUCGGCGCGCAGGCGGCGUUCCACGGCCCCCGGGCUAGGGGCGCGGAGACCCAGCCGGGGCGGCAGCCAGCCUAGGGGACCCGCGACAGCGCCCACACCGCCCACUCUGCCUCCGUGCUCCGAGCUGCUACGAUGGCCGUGCGCUCCCGCCGCCCGUGGGUGAGCGUGGCGCUGGGGUUGGUCCUGGGUUUCACCGCCGCGUCCUGGCUCAUCGCCCCCCGGGUGGCCGAGCUGAGCGAGAAGAGGCGACGCGGCUCCAGUCUCUGCUCCUACUACGGCCGCUCGGCUACCGGGCCCCGCGCGGACGCGCAGCGGCUGCACCCCCAGCCCCAGUCCCGGCCGCAGCUAGAGCAGUCGCCGCCCCCUGCCAGCCACGAGCUCCCCGGUCCUCAGCGGCCGGAGGCGGCGCCCGGAGGUCCCAGUUUUCGGAGCAGCCCCUGGCAGCAGCCGGCUCCGUUGCCGCAGAGGAGGCGAGAACAUAAGCCCGAAGGUGCGACGGCGCUUCCCGGCGCUCCGGCUGCCAAAGGGGAACCGGAGGAGGAGGAUGGGGGCGCGGCUGGCCCUCGGAAGGGUGGCCGGCCUGGGAGUAGCCACAAUGGCAGCGGGGACGGGGGUGCCUCUGCCCCGACCUCCGGACCCGGGGACUUCCUGUACGUGGGUGUGAUGACCGCACAGAAGUACCUGGGCAGUCGCGCGCUGGCCGCGCAGCGGACCUGGGCGCGCUUCAUCCCUGGCCGCGUGGAGUUCUUUUCCAGUCAGCAGCCUCCUGGUGCUGCGCUCGGCCAGCCCCCGCCACCUUUGCCUGUCAUCGCGCUGCCUGGGGUCGAUGAUUCCUACCCUCCACAGAAAAAGUCCUUCAUGAUGAUCAAGUACAUGCACGACCACUAUCUGGACAAGUAUGAGUGGUUCAUGCGCGCCGACGACGAUGUCUACAUCAAAGGUGAUAAGUUAGAAGAAUUUCUAAGAUCCCUAAAUAGCAGCAAGCCUCUCUACCUGGGACAGACUGGCCUGGGCAAUACUGAAGAACUUGGAAAGCUGGGGCUGGAGCCCGGGGAGAACUUCUGCAUGGGAGGACCCGGCAUGAUCUUCAGCAGAGAGGUUCUUAGGAGGAUGGUGCCUCACAUUGGCGAAUGCCUCCGAGAAAUGUACACCACUCAUGAGGACGUAGAAGUCGGAAGGUGUGUUCGCCGCUUUGGCGGGACGCAGUGUGUCUGGUCUUAUGAGAUGCAGCAGCUGUUCCAUGAAAACUACGAACACAAUCGCAAGGGUUACAUCCAAGACCUUCACAACAGCAAAAUCCACGCAGCCAUCACACUCCAUCCGAACAAAAGGCCUGCGUACCAGUAUAGACUUCAUAACUACAUGCUCAGCCGCAAGAUCUCUGAGCUCCGCUACCGCACCAUCCAGCUCCACCGGGAGAGCGCUCUCAUGAGUAAGCUCAGCAACAGUGAAGUGAGCAAAGAGGACCAACAGCUGGGAAUGAUGCCUUCUUUCAACCACUUCCAGCCUCGGGAGAGAAAGGAAGUCAUGGAGUGGGAGUUCCUGACAGGCAAGCUGCUUUACUCAGCUGCAGAGAACCAGCCUCCUCGGCAGAGCAUCAACAGCAUCCUAAGGUCAGCUCUGGAUGACACUGUCCUGCAGGUGAUGGAGAUGAUCAACGAGAAUGCCAAGAGUAGGGGCCGGCUCAUCGACUUCAAGGAAAUUCAGUAUGGCUACCGCAGGGUUGAUCCCAUGCAUGGGGUGGAGUACAUACUGGAUCUGCUACUCCUGUACAAAAGGCACAAAGGUAGGAAACUGACUGUGCCUGUGAGGCGUCAUGCCUAUCUUCAGCAGCCGUUUAGCAAGCCUUUCUUCAGAGAAGUGGAAGAACUCGACGUCAACCGUCUGGUGGAGAACAUCAACAGUGGCACUCAGUCGUUCUCCUUUAUAUCCAAUUCUCUAAAAAUACUCUCUUCUCUUCAAGAGGCCAAAGAAAUAGCAGGGCACAAUGAAAAGAAAGUACACAUUCUUGUUCCACUUGUUGGAAGGUACGAUAUUUUCUUGAGAUUCAUGGAAAAUUUUGAAAGUACGUGUCUUAUCCCUAAGCAAAAUGUAAAGCUCGUCAUCGUCCUUUUCAGCAGGGAUUCUGGCCAAGAGUCCAUCAAGCACAUCGAGCUGAUACAAGAAUAUCAGAGCAGGUACCCCAGUGCAGAGAUGAUGCUCAUUCCCAUGAAGGGGGACUUUUCCAGAGGUCUUGGUCUUGAAAUGGCUUCUUCCCAUUUUGACAAUGACACAUUGCUGCUUUUUUGUGAUGUUGACUUGAUUUUCAGAGGAGACUUCCUCCAACGCUGUAGAGACAAUACAGUUCAGGGACAACAGGUUUAUUACCCCAUCAUCUUUAGCCAGUAUGACCCAAAGGUCACCCAUAUGGGAAAUCCUCCCACAGGGGGUGACUUUGUAUUCUCAAAGGAAACUGGAUUUUGGAGAGACUACGGCUAUGGAAUCACAUGCAUUUACAAAAGCGAUCUACUGGGAGCAGGUGGAUUUGAUACCUCAAUACAAGGCUGGGGACUGGAAGAUGUAGAUCUCUAUAAUAAAGUCAUCCUUUCUGGCUUACGGCCCUUCAGAAGUCAAGAAGUGGGAGUGGUGCAUAUUUUCCAUCCUGUUCAUUGUGAUCCUAACUUGGACCCUAAGCAGUAUAAGAUGUGCUUAGGAUCCAAAGCAAGUACUUUUGCCUCAACCAUGCAACUGGCUGAACUCUGGUUAGAAAAACAUUUGGGUGUCAGGGAUAAUCGAACUCUCUCCUGACAGUCCAGGCAAUACAUAACUGCCUUUGGAAAGGGGAGUUUACCUCAGUGUUGGCUGUUGUUAUUUUUAUUUUAUUAUUGUUAUUUUAUUAUUAUUGUUGUUGUUGUUGUUGUUGAUGAUGAUGUUGUUGUUGUUGUUGUUCUAAUUUUAUUUUGUUGUCCUGGUCUUAAAGUAUUCUUGGUUGUCUUCCAAAGGGUGUUUGUUGACCUCAAGCAAGAAGAGUCUGCAGUUCACUGAUACUUCACAGUCAGAGUUCUACUGAAGUCAAUACAUGUAUUACUUUUAUAUAACUUUAUUUGAGAUUGAGUUAAAUCAUGGCAAUCAAAUGACUUUGGAAGCUCAUUCCUCACAAGAGACAGCUUGGAAGAAUGUUCUCUUAGGGCUUAAAGAUGCAAUAUUGACUUUUCUUUUGUUUGUCAACUUCAAUGUGAUACAAAUAUUUACCAGUGAAAGGUACCACAAAAGUGCUUUAUGCUUCCCAUGGGGAAGGGACUCUGUGACAGAAACUUGAGUUUUGUAAUUUAUAUGAGGACUUAAAUAUAUAGACAAUAAUUUUCUUCAUCGUUAGAAUUUUUAAAGUAAAUGAACACCUAUGAUUGUAUGUUUAUUUUUUAAGAAAAAAAUUUUAAAAACUGAGGAGUCCUGUUCCACAAGCAACCGGUACUGGCUACCCUGGUCUUACAAUUACAAACUCCUCACAAUUGUCUGCUAUAAAUGCGAAGGAACUUUAUUUUCUCAAGGAAAUAUGAUUUAAUGAAAUAUUCAUGUACAUUUUAGAAGCUUUAUGAAACAAUGUCCUUCAUUUGCUGGCAAGAAGAUAAAAUAUGACAGAACCUGUUUAUUUAUAAUAAAACACAGGUAUAACCGUAUUCUUUUUCAAAAACAUUGAUAAAGCUCUGUUGUUUACUUUCUGUCUCAUUUGAUGUAAUUUUUGGGUGAUGUUCACCAAAACACAUUGGCUUCACUAAAAAAAUACCACAGGA